Molecule: messenger RNA, 3614 nt
Organism: Patella vulgata (common limpet)
Lineage: Eukaryota; Metazoa; Mollusca; Gastropoda; Patellidae
Product: muscle-specific protein 20
Exons: 7
Coding region: 223-819 (198 amino acids)
Molecular function (GO): protein binding
Source: RefSeq, a predicted model, not a curated record
CACCAUGACCGUGUUACAUUCCAGAGGUGACAUCCUGCUAUAGUCUAGUGGCUGAUAAGGACGUUUAAAAACUUGGUUCAUAUUAUCUGCCGAGUGCGGUUUAUAUUAAUACCAUAUCAGGUGUAUUUGCACAGUAAAUAAAUCAAAAUAGAGUUUAAUACUGAACAGUAACGUGCUUUUUAAUACAAGAGAAUAUAUCUGUCUUUAACGUUAAGAAACAAUAUGGCUUACAGGCCAACAGCAUUUGGUUUAACAGGGGAAGUAAAUAGAAAGAUUCGUGAUAAAUAUGAUAGUGAUUUAGAACAAGAUGCUAGAUUAUGGAUAGAAGCAAUAUUAGAAAGACCAUUAGUGGCUGGUGCAGAUCAAUCAGAAAUAUUAGGAAUGGAUAAUUUUAGAUUAGCUUUAAAAGAUGGAGUAGUAUUAUGCGAAUUAAUGAAUGCCAUUCAACCAAAUAGCAUUCGAAAAAUUAAUACAUCUUCAAUGCCAUUUAAACAGAUGGAAAAUAUAAAUCAUUUUUUGAAAGCUAUAGAAGAUUAUGGAGUGAAGAAAUUGGAUAUUUUUCAAACUAAUGAUUUGUAUGAAAAGAAUCAGAAUAUGACCCAAGUAGUGAAUACAUUGCAUGCUUUAGGCAGAGCAGCACAGAGGAACGGUUUUUUGGGACCAUCAUUAGGAAUAAAAGAAUCAUCUGCUAAUCCUCGUAACUUUACAGAUGAAAAGUUAAAAGCUGGUAAUACUAUAAUAGGUCUUCAAAUGGGAACAAAUACCGGAGCGUCACAGAGGGGUAUGAAUUUUGGAAAGGCACGGAAAAUUGUGGACUAAAAAUAAACUCAUUUUACACAUAAUAUAAGAUUAAUAACAAUCAAAAACAUGUCAAAUUUUAAAUUAUAUUGUAGUAUGGAAUAGAAUAAAAAGAUGUACCAGAUAUUAUUCACAUUAAUUCUAUAGAAACCAAAGAUAGUUUUAACAUUAUACCAUGUAGAUCUGAUAUAUUAUACUUCCAUUUCUUCUUUAUUUUAAUUACUCACUCUUUUAAAAUCUUGUUAAUUAUCUAAAUAUAUGGCUAACUGGAAGUUUUAAUCUGGAUUUCAACUUUUUCAAUAUUGACACUCUUUGCUUGAAUUAAAAUCUAUCUUUAGUACAACUUGCAUUAUAUUAAGAUAUAUCUUUCUGUAACUUGAAUUAUGUUCACCGUGUGUGUCUAAUCAGAAUUAAAUUUUGAAAUGGAUAAAAAUGAUAAAUAGCAAAGAGGUUCCAACUGAAAAGAAUGAGCAUUUUCUUAUCCUUGUGCAACUGAUUAUAUAAUUUCAUGUAAAAAGUUUAUUGAGAGUAAAUUAGAUCCCAGUUUUAACUUUAUAAUCCAUUUUAGUUGUUGAUUAAAUCUUAGAAUAUUAGUUGGAGAACUUUGUUGAUCAAAUAUUAGUUUGAGAACUUUGUUAAUUAAAUCUUAGUUUGAGAACUUUGUCGAUUAGAUAGUUAUUUAAGAACUUUGUUGAUUAGAUGGUUAUUUAAGAACUUUGUUGAUUAGAUGGUAGUUUGAGAACUAGAUCUCUAGUCUGAUCUUUAUUUACAUGUAAACAAAAUACUAUAAAUAUCUUACAACAUCUUGUCAACAUAUUAUAGCAUGCCGACUUACUUAAUGACAAAUUAUAUUUUUUAUAUUGAUAUUGUUGUUUGUGUUCAUCUGAUAUUAACAAACAUUGUCAUUAAAUAUUUGUUUGUUUUGUGAUGUUUUUAAUGUGCUGUCUGUAGAAAGAUUAAGAAAUGAUAUUUUGUUCAGAUUUGAUGCUGGAAUUCAAUUAUCAUAUAACUAUACAAUUUACUUGACAUGGAACAAUUAAAAAAUUAUGGUAAAAUUCAUUUUUACAUCAACAAUGUCAUAAGGAUGUGUUGUACUUUAGAUAUCAACCUAUGACUAAUUCAAAUUCUUUACUUUCUGUUUUGAUUGCCUGUAUUAUAUACUUAUUGGUCAAGGUAUUGAAUUCCAAUUAUUUUAGGGCCAGUUUUGUUUUGUAAUAGUAUGGCUGUAUUGGUGAUAUAAGUAAUGUUUAUUUACACAGGUGAAAUAUAGUACAAUUAGCUGUAAAUGAUAACUGUCAACAAACACUGCUUACUGAUUAUGUAACAUAGAAUAGUGUGACUAAUUGUUCUAUAUUAAUAUAUAUUAAUUUAGAAAGAAAAGGUGUUCUAUUUUACAGGUAAAUCAUGUUAUAUUUCAAUUUUGUUUCAUCUGAUAUAUUUGUAUAGUUGCUAUACAGGAAUUGUUAAAACAUAGUUAUAAUAAAUAUAAAUGAAACUGACAAGUAUUAAGAAGACCAUUACUUUAUGAUUCCACAAUGAUUAUAUCAUUCAUUAAUUAUUAUUUAAUUAUUUUGAUUUUAUUAAAUAUUUUAUAAUCAUAUUACUGACAUUUGUUAUGCUUUACAUUUUGAAGUAAUCAUAAACAAUAUCAACUGUAUUACAACUAUGAUUUUAAUCCAAACAGCAAUCUCAUUAAAACACAGAUCCUAUUUCGUUUUGUUUUUUCGUAGUUCAAAAUUUUGUUUUACUUGUCUUUACAACACUAGGAUCUGGAAGAGUUGUUAUAUAACACGCAUUCCCCUGAAACAGUCUGUUGCAGUGAGUUCCGGGCAUGUGAUGCUUGGAACUAUGGGUAUCCUACUAGAAACAUCAACUUUGAUUGGUUAAUCAAACUUCGAACGCGACCUCCUACUACAACUUGUCAGAUCUUCAUGUAGUAGAGGUCAUCGAAAGUAUAAAAAAACGAAAAUAAAUAUAGAUCUGUAUUUUGAUCAGAUUGUCCUACCAGUAACAAACCUAUAUUAUAAAACUUUAAUAUCACUCUUAAAUCUAUCUUUAGAUGUUAGUCUCGGAUUUGUUAAUGUUUUUGAACCACUGGUCAUAAUAUUUUUAUUCACAGAACUAUAUUAAAAGGUACACAUGCAUAUUUUAAUGGUAUUUCUUUUCUGGAAAAUUAAGAUUAUUGUAACAUUUGUUUUUUGCCAUGUAGAUUAUAAGAAUAUGAAGGGACACAAUUAUUAUAUGAUCCUAUUGAGAUCUUUGUUUUCAUGUAAUAUAGUUUGUUUCAUUUUUGUUAUUAAAGCUGGAUGGUACAGACAAAAUCUGAAUCUGAUCAAAUUUAUUGCUAAAUUGAAAAGAUUUUUUUUUAUAAAAUUAUGUUAUAUAUAUAUAUAUAUAAGAUUUUUAUAAUCUUAGACAAUGUGUUCGUGUUAAAUUAUAUUUGAUUACAAGGGAGACUGUAUUAACUGCUUAAUCAAAAAUUUUGUUUUGUUAUGUCUUAUUAAAAUAUAUCCCUCCGGUCCUGCUUCUUAGAAAGGUACAUUGAAGGAAAAACAAAAAAAAAUAAUUUGUCACUAAUUUUGAUGUUUAAAAAGUAGAGAUUUUCAAUUGAGCAAUUGAUGUGUUAGAAAUGAUUUUUUUCUUGCAUGUAAAUUUAAUUUUGUAUAAAAACCGUAAAGGAACUAAACUUAAUAUCUGGAUAUUUUAAAUGACAUAGCCUUGCAUGUAAUGCCAUAAUUUGUAUUUUGUAAGAAAUAUGUUUUAAUGCAAUGUCCAUUAUUUACCAUGUUUUAUAGAAAUAUAUUUCAUACCAUUUA